CGUCUACCUCCGGCCAAUGCCUCCAUCCUUAGGAAAAAGUUUAACGACGCUAGUAUGGUAAAAACCGAAAUGGUGUAUAUAAUACGACAACGGCGUGAAUAAGGACAUCUGUGCAAACUUCCAAUGGAGUGAACUGAAGUCCAAGUACGCCGUAAACCUAAGAAUAGCCGAGUCUAAAAAAAAGUGCCGGAGAUCUUGACGCCGGUGGGAAAAGGAAUACAUUCUGGUUGUGCGCGCAGCGACACAUCAUCUAGUGCAGGACCAUAAACGCUGCCACAAGCAGGUCUCAAGUCAGCUCUCAAAUACUGGACUCAAAGACUGGGGUAACACUCCCGAAGAGUACAACAAAAGAGAUUGGGAAUUAUGGAUGAGGAUUAUAAUUAUACUCGUAGUCCUGCCUGGGAAGAACUGGAACCAGAGAAAGGAACCGUCACCACAUCAGGGAUCCAUGGGAAUGUAAUGGGUGCCAUGGGGUGCGCUGGUCCAGUGGACGAGUCCUCUGACAGUGAUGGAGAGCAAGAAGGGCCCCAGAAACUCAUCCGGAAGGUGUCAACGUCUGGGCAGAUCAGAAGCAAGACAAGUGUUAAAGAAGGCUUACUGUUGAAGCAAACAAGCUCCUUCCAACGCUGGAAAAAACGCUACUUCAAACUACGAGGAAGGACACUGUACUAUGCCAAAGAUGCCAAGGCCGGUGGAACGCUGGCCCGCUGGCAGCACCGGGUGUCUCGGAGCCGUGUUUGCUGGAGAAUGCUCUCUGUCUGCUGGGCAGGUGCCCGCAACACUACCCCUCCUCUGGGCGCCAGUGGAUCGGAGGAAGGUUUGGUGACGCUUCGGUCUCUCAUCUUUGAUGAAGUGGAUCUUUCGGAUGCCAGUGUUGCUGAAUCAAGUACAAAGAAUGUCAACAACAGUUUCACGGUAAUCACGCCGUUUCGAAGGCUCAUUCUGUGUGCCGAAAACCGAAAGGAAAUGGAGGACUGGAUCAGUUCUCUGAAAUCAGUCCAGUCGCGAGACCAUUAUGAGACGGCACAGUUUAAUGUGGAACAUUUCUCAGGGAUGCACAACUGGUACGCCUGCUCCCAUGCCCGUCCCACCUUCUGCAAUGUCUGUAGGGAUAGCCUCUCCGGAGUCACAUCCCACGGCCUCUCAUGUGAAGUGUGUAAAUUUAAAGCCCACAAGAGGUGUGCGGUCAGGGCCACGAAUAACUGUAAAUGGACAACAUUGGCUUCCAUUGGAAAAGAUAUCAUUGAGGAUGAGGAUGGGAUUGCAAUGCCACAUCAAUGGUUGGAGGGGAAUUUACCUGUCAGUGCCAAGUGUGCGGUGUGUGACAAAACCUGCGGAAGUGUCCUUCGCCUGCAAGACUGGCGCUGCCUGUGGUGCAAGGCCAUGGUACACACUGCCUGCAUGGAUCUGUACCCACGGAAGUGUCCUCUUGGCCAGUGCAAAGUCUCCAUCAUCCCACCCACUGCACUCAACAGCAUUGAUUCAGAUGGCUUCUGGAAGGCCACGUGUCCCCCGUCUUGUGCCAGUCCUCUCCUGGUCUUUGUCAACUCUAAAAGCGGUGACAAUCAGGGGGUGAAGUUCCUGCGCCGGUUCAAGCAGCUGCUGAAUCCAGCCCAAGUGUUUGAUCUGGUCAAUGGAGGACCCCAUUUAGGACUCCGCUUGUUCCAGAAGUUUGAUAACUUCCGAAUUCUUGUUUGUGGUGGAGACGGCAGUGUGGGCUGGGUACUAUCAGAAAUUGACAAGCUCAGUCUUCAUAAACAGUGUCAGCUUGGUGUGUUGCCGUUGGGCACUGGAAAUGACUUGGCGCGUGUACUUGGCUGGGGUCCAUCCUGUGAUGAUGACACACAGCUCCCUCAGAUCUUAGAGAAGCUGGAACGGGCCAGUACCAAGAUGCUGGACAGGUGGAGUAUCAUGACACAUGAGAUCAAAAUACCUCAUAAGAACACACCUACUGUUGACGACGAAGAGGACAGUCAGUUCCAGAUUUCUGCCUAUGAAGAUUCAGUUGCUGCUCAUCUUACAAAGAUUUUGAGCUCCGAUCAGCAUUCGGUGGUCAUAUCUUCGGCAAAGAUUCUCUGCGGAACAGUGAAGGACUUUGUUGCUAAAGUGGGAAAGUCUUAUGAGAAAGGCCCUGACAAUACAGGGGAGGCAGACACCAUGUCCCUCAAAUGUGCCGUCCUCAAUGAGAAGCUGGACUCCCUAUUGCAGACGCUGAACAUGGAGGCACAGGCCAUAUGCCAACCCACAGUGAUCAGACCCCCCAUCGUGGAAGAGGAAGAGGAGGAAGAGCUUGAAGGGGAGGAGGAGGAAGAUCUGAGUGAUUCUUCCCUUACUGAGCUGAAGGAGAAGCUGGAGGAGAAUGUGACGGAGAAAGGUUCCUCUUCAUCUUGCAAGCUCUUCCCCCGUGAGCAGCUCAUGCUGCGAGCCAACAGCCUGAAGAAGGCAGUGAGGCAGAUCAUUGAGCAGGCAGAAAAAGUGGUAGAUGAACAGAAUACACAUACAGAAGAGCAAGACCUGCCGUCCCUGACUGAGUUUAAAAAGGACGAGGAUGAUAAAGACAGUGAGAAGGAUGAAGACACCAAGGAACUGCAGUCUUCACCCUUGGCAAAGUCCCCAUGCUCCCCCACAGAGAGGCACGUCAGCCGCAGCACCCAGUCGUGUGGCUCCUUCUCAAUGACUGCCUUCACCACCAGCAAGGAGAAUCUCCCUGUUCUCAACACUCGCAUUAUAUGCCCAGGCUUGCGGGCAGGCCUGGCUGCAUCUAUAGCAGGCAGUUCCAUCAUCAGUAAGAUGUUGCUUGCUAACAUUGACCCUUUCGGAGCCACUCCCUUCAUUGACCCAGACUUGGAUUCCCUAGAGGGGUACAUGGAGAAAUGUGUCAUGAACAACUACUUCGGAAUUGGAUUGGAUGCCAAGAUAUCGUUGGAGUUUAAUAACAAACGUGAAGAGCACCCAGAAAAGUGCCGGAGCCGGACAAAGAACAUGAUGUGGUAUGGAGUCCUGGGUACAAAGGAACUUUUGCAGAGGACAUACAAAAAUCUGGAGCAGAAGGUGCAGUUGGAGGUAAGGCAUCUGAAGAGGAACACAAAAGAUAAGAGUAGUGGUGGUAAUCUGGAGCAGAAGGUGCAGCUGGAGUGUGAUGGACAGUACAUUCCACUUCCAAGCCUCCAGGGCAUUGCUGUGUUGAAUAUCCCUAGCUACGCUGGCGGGACCAACUUCUGGGGUGGAACCAAAGAGGAUGAUAUAUUUUGUGCUCCAUCAUUUGAUGACAAAAUCUUGGAAGUGGUUGCUGUGUUUGGUAGUAUGCAGAUGGCCGUGUCCAGAGUCAUCAAACUCCAGCAUCAUCGCAUUGCACAGUGUCGAUCAGUUAAGAUCACAAUCCUGGGAGAUGAGGGAGUGCCUGUUCAAGUUGACGGGGAAGCCUGGGUACAACCACCUGGAGUUAUCAAGAUACAGCACAAAAACAGAGCCCAGAUGCUGACUAGAGACAGGGCAUUUGAAAACACCCUGAAGUCAUGGGAGGAUAAGCUGAAGUAUGACAAGCCCCCACUGCGGCCACACCUGUACCCUCAGCAGUCAGUAGACUUGGCCACUGAGGAGGAGUCCAUCCUUAUUCAGAUGUGCGCUCGUGCUGCUGAGGAGCUCAUCACCAGGAUCUGUGAAGCAGCGAAAACAAACGGUCUCUUGGAACAAGAGCUUGCCCAUGCCGUCAAUGCCUCCUCCCAUGCCAUCAACAAAACUCACCCUAAGUUCCCAGAGAAUCUAACCCGGAACACAGCCAUGGAAGUGGCAACGACUGUUAAGGCCUUGCACAAUGAGACAGAGUCAUUGCUUGUGGGACGAGCGUCUUUGCAACUGGACUCUCCUCAUGAGGAAUUACUAUCAAGCACCCUCCAGAUUGUGGAGGUUGAGCUAGACAAAUUAGCUGAAAUCCCCUGGCUCUACCACAUCCUCCAGCCCAACGAUGAAGAGGAUCACUCCCUGGAGUAUGGCAAGAGGAACAGCCGUGGUAGUAUGUUCCGCAUAGUACCCAAGUUCAAGAAGGAAAAAGCACCCAAGAAGUCCAGUCCACAGUCAGUUCAGAGGUGGGGUACGGAGGAAGUGGCCACCUGGCUGGAGCAGCUCAGCUUGGGGGAGUACAAAGACACCUUCAUCCGACACGACAUCCGUGGCUCCGAGCUCCUUCACCUGGAGAGGAGAGACCUGAAGGACCUGGGGAUUUCGAAGGUGGGUCACAUGAAGAGAAUCCUCCAGGGAACUAAAGACCUGGCCAAGAGCGCCUUAAUGGAUCUCUGAGACUUUUUGUGUGAAAGGUUCCCUUCCCUGACUGAAUUGCCAGAAUUCCACAGCUGAAUUUGUCUUAUUUGAGAAAAGUCAAUUUAACAUACUGGCACAUUCAUGGCACAAUUAGAUAUGCCACAUUUGAUUCUGGUCUUGUGAAAAAUCUGAAGGAAAAAAAAUGUAGAGAGAGUUCCAUAAGGUGCUAACUGUGGAGUUUGCAUAGACUAUGGCCUUGUUAUUAUUGAAUGGCUCCUUACCCUGGGUUAGAUGACUGUAACAGCCAGUGGAGCUAAACCAUUAGCAAUAUUAUGUCUUUGACUGCACUGUUUACAUUUCAACAUAGAAGGAAAUGGCUCACUGAAGCGUAACAGUUAGAAGCAGCAGAAGCGGAGAGAUCUUAAAUUCAAAAGAUGUUUCUUAAAAGACAGUGAUUGGAUAUGUAUGCUUGCUUGACUUGGAUAUCUAUUUUACUGCAUGAUCAGUGUCUUUUUAUGUAACACUUGAACUUAUUUUACAUGAUUUACUCUCAUGUCAUUUACUACUACUGAAUCAUUCUUUAUUUCUAUAUUUAUUUGUUUGCAUGGAUUUGAAAGUUGUGUUCUGUGCCAUAUUUAUUGGAAAAUGUGCUUUACUGGUGAAAUUUUACUAAGUUUAGUGAUUCAAACUAUACUAACACAACUUGCUGUUUCUGUGAAACCAUCACUUACAUGAACAUUUCCAAUUCAGCCAGUGUUUCCUCAGUUGAUGAUACGUUUUUAAAAGAUUGGGCCUGGAAAUAGGGAAAUGAGGAAUUUCAAGAAAUGUUUCUAAAGAGAGAUCCCAUUGUGUAGAGGUUGAACCAAUUUGUGCCAUGUUUUAAUCAACCUUUACUGUCAUGACAAGGUCGAGGAAUCUCUAAAUCUCUAAUGUUUCUAAUGUAACACUGAACAUUAAUAUACGGCUAUAUUUGAAUAUUUUACAAUAAGGAAUAAAUAUUCAUAGAUAUUGAUACUGCAGUUAGAUAAGAUACUGCAUUGACCAGUGAUGCUACGUAAAGCUUUUUGAUGGAUUUCUGCUUUUCUAAGCUUCAUUCAGGGUUAAGUUGUAACAGUAAUAGGAAGCCAAUGCCAAAUUCUGUUAAGUUGGUGGUAUAACAGGGUAUAUUUGUAUUUGCUGUUAAGUUGUACACAGUGUGAAUAUGCAUACCAGUGUAUGUAUACACUUCUAACACUUAUUAAUGUUAAAAUGCCUUGUAGUUUGCUAAUACAUCAGUUUACGUUGAUUUAGUAAAGUGCACUGUAAUUCUAUAUCAUUUAUUAAUUGUUUUAAAAAUUAUGUUGUAUUAUGAUGAAGGUGCAAUAUUGUAUUUUUUCGAUACUGUUUUAUUCUCUUCUAAGGUAUCAAGUUUUGUAUCUCUGUGGAACACAAACAGUAAUUAAUGUGCUCUUCCUUCUGGACUGUGGAAUAAGUGAGAUCUUUUGCUUGACCAGUCAUGAAAAGCUUAUCUGCUGAUUCAUAACUCUUCCAACUGUAAUUUGUUAGUUUUUUUUCUAUUUGUGCUUCCAGUAUGUUAUAUGAAGUGGUUUGAAGUCUUUUUGAAAUUGGCAAAACUGCCUUUGGUGCCUCUUUCAGACGUAUAAAGAAUAUUUUGUAGUUGCUUACAAUGAGUCUGUAUAAAUAGUUGGAGAUUACGAUCUGUUCCAUUAGUUGAGCCCGGCAGAGGGUGCAAUAUAAUUAAAUAGCUGCAAAGAGGGACACUCAUGGUUCAUUCAUGUUUAAUUGUUUGCUUUUAAGGAAUGUCCACUUAACCAUUUUCUUCUCUUUACAGUGUUUCCUUUUACUCAAGUCUGAUGUUUUUAUAUUAUUUGACUCAACCAAAUUUCAGUGCAAGGAUGAGCUAAUGAGAUUUCAACCUCUUGAUUUCAAAGAAUAUGAUAUCAAUGAAAACAAUUAUAAAUAAAGCGUGGAAUAAUAGGGUGAAAGCUAGGUGCUAUAAUAGUUUAGGAAUAGCACCUGAAUAUGGUUGAAGUGAAUUCCUCAGAGGUUAUGUAUGUAGCAAUCAAAGGGUAAAUAUGAUUAUAAAUAUGAGUCCAAACAGACAGACAUAUCAGAUAUUUGUCACUGCUAUGUUUUCAGAGAAGCCAGUACCUCAUUUAUUUAACUCUGCUCAUCAUUUCACAUUUACUGCAAUACAGAAUUCAUUCUUAAAUACUUUGAAGGGGAGAAAUCAUUUAGAAAUGAGCUGCCCUUAGCUUCUAUUCUCCUUAGGAUGAACAGUUGUGUUAGUGUUAUGAUGGAUCUGUGCAGCUUGAAUUCAUAACCAAAGACAUCAUGGGAAAAUGGCACAAUUUUUGGGAUUUCAAUCCAUAUUGUUAGUGUACAGUAUGACAGAAGUGUAUAUGUAGGUAUCAUUGUGUGGCCUUAAAGUGCAAUGAAGAUAUGUAUGCAUAAAACAGAUCAAGGGACGACGUGAGUGUACGUACACCACAUGAUCUAUCCCAGAAUAUUGAGAAGCUGGAUAGCUUUAGAAUUAUCAAUAAUAAUAAAGUGCUGUACAUGUAAGGUUUACAGCAAUCACCCAAGUGUAGCAGCCGGUUACAGUUGCACCGUCACAGUCUGUGGGGCGGUUACAGUUGCACCGUCACAGUCUGUGGGGCGGUUACAGUUGCACCGUCACAGUCUGUGGGCCGGUCAUUAAUCAACAUUUCUGAAGUUUCAGUCUUCCUCUCAUGUAGCAAUGGUUGUCUUGUACAAAGGCACUGGCUGUUUGUUUGUAUGUUCUCAAGCAUUGUGGUGGACUCUGGUCAUUUUCCCCAAUAGUGGCCCUGACAAGAAAGGGCUUGGGGUUGGACUAAAAUAUGUACAUAUAGCUGUAAACUGCCAUGUAUUAAGGGGAAUAAAGUUUAUGUGUGGGGAGUUUUCAGAGGCAAGAUUGCUUAUCUCUGUCUUUUGAGUUUAGUGAGAAGUGUUAUUUCAUUUCUUUACAUUAUGUUUACAAUGCCAGUUUAAUUUUCAAGGAUGUAUACUGAUGGUCAUAUAGGAUACAAUAUUUAUUGACUAAGGUUAAGCAACUAAUGUUUAUGUGUUUUCAUCAUUUGAAUAUAAUGUUACAGUUGUCACUUGCAUUGAUAUCGGGAUCAUUUUGGUAAAGUAGUUAAUCAUUUGUAUUACUACUGAGUGACUGUUUUCUGUGCCUUUUCUACUGUAGAAUGCAUGGUUAACUAUUUAUUAUCAUAUGGAAGUCACUGAGAUGUGUAUUUUUGUAUACUGAAGAAUUUUGUUGAACAUUUUCAGGUGCCUUAACAAGGCCACCUUUCAAUAUCUUCCUUCUACAAUAAACCUGAAUGCAUACAA
Molecule: messenger RNA, 7614 nt
Organism: Clupea harengus (Atlantic herring)
Lineage: Eukaryota; Metazoa; Chordata; Actinopteri; Clupeiformes; Clupeidae
Gene: dgkh
Product: diacylglycerol kinase, eta
Exons: 32
Coding region: 364-4296 (1310 amino acids)
Biological process (GO): phospholipase C-activating G protein-coupled receptor signaling pathway
Cellular component (GO): plasma membrane
Molecular function (GO): ATP-dependent diacylglycerol kinase activity; protein binding
Source: RefSeq, a predicted model, not a curated record